Molecule: messenger RNA, 1073 nt
Organism: Caenorhabditis angaria
Lineage: Eukaryota; Metazoa; Nematoda; Chromadorea; Rhabditida; Rhabditidae
Source: the annotation of a GenBank genome assembly
AUGACAGUUGAAGAAGAAGUUGAAAAACCAAAAGAUGAAGAAUGUUCAGCGAUUGAUCAUAAGGAUAAGGUAACUUAGAUUUUUUUUUAAUUUUGAAGUAUACGCCAUCGAAAUAUUCGAAUUUCCAGUUCAACCCUGAUGCCUAUCUCGAAAGUUUUUAUAAAACAGCUUCUGAAGAUACAGCAAUGCAAAUCGUCCUUUUCUUCCUCCCUGGAAUCCUCUACAGGUUACCCGAAAAAGUUCACAGUGUUUUGGAUCUAGGAGCCGGGCCAACAGUUUAUCUCCCAAUUUCGCUAAGAUCUCGAGCUCAGAAUAUUUAUACAUCGGAUUAUGCGCCAGCAAAUCGGGAAACAUUGGUGAAUUGGAUUGAGAAAAAGUCAACAUUUGACUGGAAAAAUGUUUGCACGUGGAUUUCAAACAUCGAAGCAUCGAUGGAAACUCCAGAAGUCAUGCAAACUAAGACAAGAAAUCUGAUGCGAGCAGUUUUAGAUGUGAGUUCACUACGGUACACAAAUCUGUGCAUUUAUGGGUCGCGGUGUUCACACACAGCCUGAAAAUCAAAAAUCAAAGACACAGUUUUCGAAGGGUUAAGGUCUCGCAGCGAUGCCACGUCUUUGUGCGGGAAAACCGAAUUUUCCUUUUCUAGGUAAAUGUCCAUUCUUCCCCAGUCAUUCAAAACAUUCAUUGGAAAUCAGAAGAUUCGAUCACUGUUCCCGAAAAAUUCCAAGUUGUUUCCACAGUCUUCUGCCUCGAAUAUUCUUGCGAAAAAUUGGAGGAUUAUAAUCGAGCCGUCAAAAAUGCUUGCUCACUUAUUGAGGAUGGAGGAUUUCUAGUGAGAUUUUUUUGAAUCAAAAACCUAGAUAGAUAGAAGAUCUUUUUUUUUUAAGAUUCAAGGUGGUGUUCUUGACGCAACAACUUAUAACUUCGGAGGAAAAACAUUCCGAUGUCACCAGUUAAAACAGCAGCACAUACUGGAUUCGCUGAAAACUAACGGGAUGUCAACAAAUACAGAAGAUGGAUAUAAAUUUAUAACCCAUGAUGAUAUAUUUCUUCUAGUCUCUAGGAAACUUUAA